Cladocopium goreaui is the source of this 1780-nucleotide messenger RNA. NCBI's taxonomy places the organism in Eukaryota, Dinophyceae, Suessiales, Symbiodiniaceae. The record is from the annotation of a GenBank genome assembly.
GCUGAGUGGCAUAACUAUGACGGGUGAGCUUGACCCUAGUCACGCCCUGCUUGACUUGGCAAACCAGAUGCAUGAGUCUGGUGUCAUAGUUUGGCUGGCACCUUCAAAGUGCAGCAAAAGGGACGACGAGGUGCAGAUGUCUUUGAAAGAUAGCAAGUCGUCCGUCCAAGUCGAGAACUCCCAGUUGAAGGUUGGGCCCAGUGUGGAGGUGGACACUCUGCAGUUGUUUGCAGAGAUGCCAAGAAAGGUUGACACGCCGAUCCCACUGAGCCAUGUGAGAAAAUUCGAAAAGAAGAUCGCAGUGGUUGAGGUGGGGCCCUUGGACAUCAGUCCGAACAGUACCAAAGUGCACUUUGCACAGUGUCUGGAUAGCGCCUUCAUGUGGAACAUGCAGCAGAGCAAGAGAAAAAAGACUGGUGUCGCUGGAGCGAAUUUGGAAAAGUUCAUUGGCACCCUUCCAAAAGGUGCCAAGGCAGUUGCACGACAAGUCAUUACAUGGGGGGAUUUCCGGUCGACACAACUGAAAGAUGGCAAAGAUGUAGUUCUGAAUGUGACUGCCCUUUUUGCGGUUGAGAAGGUAAACAUCGGGAUUCCCAGCGAUCCUGAACAGUUCAUCGAGCGUGCCAUUGUCCAACGUUUUCAAAACCCGUACAAAGAGACCUUCGAUGUCCAUGGACACCCUGAAAGGGAAGAGUUGCUGAGCAACACCUCAUGGAGCGUGGAGUCACUGCUGACGCUGCUUGGGCUGGACUACGACCACGCGAAAGAUGGCAAGAAGUUCCAACCUUUCCAUCGAAAGUUCAAGAUGCUGGGACUCGAGGUUCACCUUGAGCGUUCUGAACAGAUGGAAGUUACUGUUGGACAAACCGAGGAUCGAAGAAAUGAACUUGUGACAAAGAUCAGCGACAUCCUGGCCGAGGACUGUUUAGACCCUAAGGAGGCCGAGAGACUUCGAGGGCGCAUGGUUUUCUUUGAAGGUUACAGUUUUGGGCGAAACGCCAAUGCUGCUGUAAAGAACCUUGGCAGGUUUUGCGUUGAGAGAGGAGGCAAGAGACGCUUGGAUGAUUCUUUGAAAGGUAGCUUGCUUUUGUUGAGAGACAGGGUGUUGAGCGCACCACCAAUCACCGUUGGCAGACAGAUGUGCGACACCUGGAUCAUCUUCACAGAUGGCGCUUGCACUCCGGAGAGCCAGGAAGGAAGCAUAGGUGCCCUGAUAGUCUAUUGCAUAGACAAUGAGUCGUCACGGAUGGCUUUUGUGAAAGGGGCCGGAGACGAGGUGGUGUUGCCCGUGGAGGGGCAGGGGGAGGUGGGGCACAUUGCAUUCCGCCGCCUCCAGCGUUUCCACAAGUGGAGGGGCGCGUGCCCGGUUAUGGGGUGCAAGCCCAUAGGUAUGGAGCGAGCGGAAGACAUGAGCAUGCUGCUGCCGUGCGGCCGGAGUUUGCUUCGAGCAGCCGCCCAGGAGUAUGGCUUUCCGCCUCAGGAGCCUCAGAUGGAGCCAGGUGUGUUCUACGGCUAUCAAAAUCGGGUCGCGCCAAACCUAGAUUCAAGCGACAAAAAUCCGCCUAUGUCAUAUGCCCUUCCGGAAGCCACUCCCCAAAUGAAGAAUGAGCAGGUGCUUGCCGUCAAUCCUCAAGGGACCGUGAGGUCCAUCUCUCCCUCCGGAUACGAAGACAGCGGCAGACUAACCGUGAACGCGGCCUGGGCCCCCAAGGGGUGGUUCCAAGUCAAUGCCACUGGACGUCUUCACCGUAUUUACGGUGAUCAAGUGAACCGAGGAUAG